AUGUACGGGCUGUGGUACCCCACCAACACCACAAGCAACAGCCAGCGAGAGCCGAACUCGAGCAGUAACACCUUCAAGAUGAGUUUUUUCUCGAAAAAACAAUCCACAACUGUGAAUAUCGAAAUCGCGGACAGAUGUGAGUUCGGUUCUUCUCCGCCUUUUUUGUUUUGACUUCAUUUCACAAGUUUUUAUUUGACAUGAAAGAAUGGGUUUAACCUUUCUCCGAGACUGUGGGAAAGAAUGAUAAGCGUAAAGCAGAGGAAGGACUAUGAUUCCUGCUGACCGCAACAUGGGGGUUUCAUCUACGGACGCCAGUCGUAUGGAAGAACGUUAGGAACGCCUCGUGCUGUACUUGCACAGGUCUCAUUCUAGGUCCCAGGCCUGGAAAGGAGACCUGGUUGUGUUUAUGCAGUCAACUGAACUAACACGAAUAAUUACUAAAGUUGCGAGUUCGGUUGAAGUCAUGUACUCGGGACGAACGCUUUCAGGUUAAGUCCAAAAGGUGGUGCAAAUAUGUCGGCUACUUCGCAUCAUUCUCAGCGGAAUAAGGGGCUAGAAAAUUGGCAUAUUUUAAGUUUGAAUGUAAUAAGUCGUUUAACCAGGCACGUACUUCGACGCCUUUUUGAAACUCUGUCUGACCUAUUUGUGAGACCGUCGACCUUUUAGGGGUCUGUUGACCUCCCGCACACGGUUUCUGGCGCUCAGUCCAGUUUAUAAGUGUCAAACUUCAACUUCCAUCACAAAUUAAUGUCCGAGCGUGUGGUAAUGCCCUAGUAACAGGUCUUUUUCAACCUUGUCCUCAAAUCAGAGCUGAAUUUCAUUGGCUUCAGCGCAAAACGGUGAGUCUGCGUUUUGAUGUGGCAGCGAUUUAUGGCGGUAGGGGUGAGUCUAACCAAGGUACAUUCAUUCGCCAUCGAGGACUCUGCCCAUAUCCCUUGACAGUUAAAAAAUAAUCAAGAAUGGAAGACACAGGUAGUUUCAACAGGGUUGCACAAAGUUUAGGAAUUGGGGGUGUUUUUAUUGAAAUCUGUGCUGAAAGGCGUAGUUGACUGCCGCUCUCCACCACGAAAUGCUCUGCCAGGUAUCAUGAAAGGGUGGCGACGCAGACUGGACAAAAAUACCGGUAGCACCUUGCCGGGAGAGAAAUGGUCUACUGUUCUGCCUUGUUGGUUGGAGAGUGACUACACUAGUCGAACUUUGUUUUGGCAGCAGGUGGGGUUGUGAGAGUCAUUCCCACACCCUUCAGAUACGGCAAAAAGGUGUCUCUUCUACUUAGAGCAUGUUGGAACACGCAAAUCCCUAGAAGUCAAAUGCUGAUGAUGAGUUGGCGAAAUAAGGGCUCCAUAAAACGACCGCAUGUUUUGGAUCUUUAAAUAGAAAGUGUUAAAAUGUCCUGGACAAUUCCAUAGUUUUUCGAGCACUAGGAGAGGCAUAUGCACUGCCUCGGUAUUCCUGGUUAGCAAGUAACAGUAAUAUCAACAGCAUCUGGAAUAUACAGUGAGGAGAAGUCAGUUAGGGCGUCAGUUUACUCCGUUAGUUUAAAGUGAGGAAAUAUUAUCAUUCUUGCAUCGGUUUCCUUAAAAUUACCGUGUUGCAGCUUCUGUAAAAGCAUGAAAUGUUAAUAGACAUUCCGAAAUAUUCCUUCGAUUGGAAAGGGUUAAUUAGUCAUGGUUGAGAGAUCACUAUAAUCUCACGAUGUUUUACACGUGUCACGAGGUUUUACACGUGUUGUACACGUGUCGAGUACAGUUCUUUUCGGCCGUUGGAAAAACUGCACCCGGUAAAAAUUACUGCUUAAGUAGUUUCCCGUUCUUUAAUUGGUUUUCAGUGGUCUCAUAAAUUCAAAUAUAUUUCCCAGAAAACAUGCCCAAAAAUAUUAUUUGGUGUAAUCUUUUGGUAGAAAAUCGCGUUUUCUCCAAAUUCCACAUCCGAAAGUGGAUAUCAUUAUGUUUUGAAGAAUUCCCACUUCCCGAAUAUUUUUGAAGUCGACCUGCAAACGCAUUUGCGCUUGGGGUUUCCAAGCUAGAUGCCGCAUGCUCUCCAUGUAAGGAUAACCAUGCAUGUCAUUGAAUUGUUAAGAAGACACCAUAUGGUGUUCAUGGACUUUUCAAUAGAUGUUAACCAUGUUUAAUUCUUCACAAGCACCAGUAAAAGUAGCCAGACACGAAGAUGUGUGGAUGAACAUUCCACGAUCUUAAAUAAUCUCAUAAUUACAAACCGCUUAUGUCGGCACUUAUUCUUUCAUCAACGGUAAAAUUCAAAGAAGACAUAAUUAACCAUAAAAUGACAACAACAAAGAAUAUUUUAUGCAUGUCUUCCCCAAAUCAUAGUCAAAUAUAUAUGGGUGUCGAAAAUCAGUGAGGAAAAUUCACAUUAUUCCGGUAGUCAUCUUUUGUGGUUUCUGCAAAAGCGAGUUGAAUACUUCACGGUGAACCGACAAUUACUUGCAAAUGUCUACACAGGACAAAAACACAACAGUUGAAAAUAGCCUUAACGGGUGGCGUAGAAAAUAAAGACCCAUUUUUAAAUUCAUCUUUGUAUAUUUUGUAGGGGGGCAAGGAAACGGUGUGUCUGAUUGGGCCCACAUCCUGAAUAUAAAAGAGGAGGUUCUCAAAGUAUGGCGUCUGUCGGUGAGUAAAAUUCCCAGUUUCUCUAGUUGUUUUCGAUCUUUAAGCAUUUUCAACCAAUACUGCCAGUGACUGGAAGAAUAGGACAGUGUUACCGAAAAUCCACCCGCGAUAACUAUAUCGAGAUGAAAAAAUUCUCAGUAAUCAAACACUACGUUAAUGGAGUCAACCGACCCUUGUUAUCUAGUUACUCAGUCUAGACCACAUUAUGCAGCAGAACAACUGAGAAUCUCCAAAUGCCUCCGGUCGGUAAUGAAAACGAAAGUUCAAAAUAACGAUCAAACCCUGAUUACUAAAAAUGUCAGCCUAGUUUCUACGUCCGUAUGAAUGUAGAGGGAUAAAACUCGAUAGAAGCAGCCAAAUGAAGUUUGAACCAGUUAUGCGAUACUAAGGGGAGCUCCGUUGAACAAUAAACUUUUGUGAAAACGCAUGCCAUUUCCGAGGUACUUUUCCUCUGAGACACGGUCAGGUGCUAUUCACUGUUUCAGAGCGAUGGCACACCUUUGGCAAUCCCUGACAGCGAUGUAGGAUACUUCUUCAGCGAUGAGCUUUUCGUCGUUCUAAAGACGAUGUACAAGAAUGCCAAACUUCACUACUAUAUCCACUUCUGGAUUGGGAAGGAUCUGGCUGAGGUGAGUGUUCUUCAGACAGUUUUGUCUUUUUAAGUUUGCUACUAAUUUUCACCAAAUAGUAUAACGAUAUUCUGUUGGACAAAGUUAAGGUUUCGAAUGCUCUACCUAAGAGAGUUCAAUAGAAAGUUUAUAUAUUAGUUGGAUGUUAAUUUAGGUGUUUUUUUAAAUGGAUUUUGGGUAAGUAUAUAGGGUUUCAUAUCCGGAUGCUUCGACACCAAAACUGCUACUUAAACUGACAAGAAACACUACAAUAAAGGUUUUUUAAAAAGACUUGAUAAAGAUAGGGCCCUUAUUCAGCGAAAAACGUAGGUUGGGUUUAUAAACUAUAGAACCUGAAGGUUUGGUCUGGGCGAAAUCGAGAAUCCUCAUUUUUCAUGAGGCCAUAUUUCUGAAUUCUAUCUCCAAACCCUAAAACGCAAAAACCCUAUGAUACUGUAGAUAUAAAGUCACUGCUGCAAUGUCGGCUUUUGCUAGUGUUAACGUGCUCUCCCUCGUAUAAUUAUGGGUAGUAAUAAACUCAAGGCCGUGUGCUGAAAGCGGGCAAAAAGCCUAGAGUCUUUUAACUAUUUCAAAGGUAGUAUUUAACUUCGCAAUUAUUUCGUUUUAAAGUACAAGCAAGAGCAAACGUUAUCGUCCCUGAGUACAAACCGCCUACUCUAUUUAUCUUAUUUAAACAACACGGGCAGCUUUCGGGUCAUAAGCGAGCCUCAAAAAAGGUCACUUCAUUCUCGGAUUAGAUAAACGCCUUUCUACUCGUUUGACUACUGCACUAACACUCAUCCUCGUUCUCGAAAAGAAAGAGUCUGGUUAAAGUUUAUUUACGAGGUCAAAAAGAAUCCAUGCGCAUUGCUUACCGCUAGAUUUCCCAUUUACUUAAUCUCGUUCUCGUUUUUUUGCUGUGCAUAAAAUUUGGGAUAUAAGUUCUCAAUCAUCCUGUGCCAGUACUAACUAUUAAACAGAACAAAUACGUUUAGCGGCUACGGAAGUCUCAAGCGGUUGACACAUGAUUGACUGGACGGCAAGUGUCAUGAGCUCAAAUUGCAAAUCUUAACUUUGGUCGGUGAAAUUGUUGAUCGUAUUUUCUAAAAAACUGGGUUUCAGAUUUGUUCUCCAUUCAGACAGUCUGAAUGAGGCAAAUAUUUGGUGAGUUCCGCCUACCAUGGAGACUGAUGAAAAUUGAGGAGCCCCUACGACUGGGCCAGCGUUACUGUGGACCACAGGAAACUUUCAAUUCCUCAUAAUUCGCAGUUCAUUUUUUGAAGAAAAAAUAUCUCAGCGGGCAUUUCAUAGAAGUGUUCUAAGCACUUAUGUGAUUGAAGGAUCUUGGAUUUGUGUGCACCUUUGCAAAAAUGUCAUCUUCAAUGUAGGCUUGUGUCAAAACCUACACGACACUGCACCCUGUAUAUUUCCUUAAGCGGCCAUCGUGGUAAUGCUUCAUUUUAACAUUUACAUGUCCUGUCCUGGUUCACUUUAAGAAGGACAAAUUUAUCUUGUGCUAUUAAAAAUCCAAAAGUACAGCGUAUCGGCAAGGGAAAAUUAAUACUUAUAUGGCUUACUUACUGCUUUAUCUUAAGAGAAGGAUCUCGAUUGUCCGUAAUAAACAUUUUCUCUGAAAGAAAUGAUACUCAUCACCCCUAUAUAUCUCAAAGGCUUUCUCGUCUUCCUUUAGGAAAUGCCACCAAGUCCCCCGUCCAAGGUGGCGGAACUGAUGUCCGUCCUUAAUGACAAGGUUGUGCUCUACCGCGAAAUUGAGGGUUUCGAGUGUCCUCAAUUCAAGCGUUACUUUAAAGUCUUCGGGUAGGUCUCUGAUCCACUCUUUGAGGGAUGCCUAAUGGGUGAGCGGGAAAGAGUUGGCGGCAAUCGCACAUGCCAUCUGUAUCCACUGAUGUUUAAAGGCUCCACUUUGAGCAUAUUACGAUAAAAAGAACACGUCUGCCAAAAAACUGACACUUGACAAAUGUGAAGGUGACAGUAUGUUUAGCAUUUAAGCGGUGCUGACUUAACCGUCUCAACGCGAGCCAAAGAAAUCUCACGAGCCUACCUAUAGAGCGCAAUCGACAGGACUACGGACCCGUGGUUCAUAUGACAGAGCGCUAGGCUUGUGGUCACAAUUGGGUUUGGAGCGCGGGGUAGAUGUUCCACUUCCUCGUCCCCCCCCACACUUGGCAUUGAGUCUCUGCGUGUGUAUCGUCGAGUUGCUUUAGUGUAAAACGCCGAUAGGUUGUGUUUAAUACACUGUAACAUGGUAAUAUCACCAUACACUAUAGCUGUGAGUAAUUUGUCAUAAUGCCACAUAACGACGAGGUGGCAUGUAAUGUGACGCUGUCGGUGAGCGCACUUCCGAUCGCAACCAACAGGACGACUGGCCCGUGGCUCAAUUGGUAGAGCGUUGAGCUUAAUAACGUUUUAUAGCCAAAGAAAGCGAGUUUGAGGCUCAGUCGCGGAAAGGCCCGGGUUUGGGUAAGAUUGGCUGGCGACGACUAAAACACCAGAAAUCAUCGUCCCGGCUUCCUCUGUUUUUUGUGGGUACUCGUUCCGCCAGCGCAAAUGUGACAUAUAUGCACAGUAAUCAUAUGUACUAUGCAUGUGGGAGAGUAUAUAGUACGUAUAAUACAGUAUGUGUAUAGAAGUUUAGAUGUAUGUUCAUAGUUUCUAUAUGAGGUCCUCGGUAUAAGCGUUAGGCAACUCGACAUUGGGUAGUCUGACGUUUCAUUCGGCUGGAACACACUUUGGGUAGGUACAUUUACUUGCUUCCUAAACAUUUCAGUGCUACACUCUAGAGUCGAUAGGCCUUUUUAGUCCAAUCGCUUGCGGACUAGUGGGCGCUGCUACCGCUGAGGUUACAAAAACGUAGGGAGAGCCGAUGCAUUGAAAAAUAUGGACAAACAAUUUGUGGCAUUUUGCCGUUGUAGCUAAGAACUUAAUCUGUUAAGGGGCGAGCCAUGAAAGUUGCAGAUAUGUCAAGGCGGGGACCACUUGGAGGCGAACGUAACGGGGUGCGACAGAAGUGACCCACUGUUCAAGAUAUCCUGAAGGGGACCCGUAUCGCAGACCACGGAUUUCGUUGAACUAGAGGUUGGCUGCCUUGCAGGCCUGCCAAUGCCUGUUUUCCCUGGAAUUCCCCCUUCUGAGCGUCCACUUGCCCCCCAGGAGUGGUUCUCCUCUCUCCAUUCAUUCAGUAAUUGAAACUGCGUGUUCAACUCUCGGCUUAAAGUAUACUUCCGUGUUUUGGCAGUAUCGCCACGGACUUUUACAACGUUACAUCCAACGUGUACUUGCCUGCUCUUAUUGCCGACCGCAACCGACAGGACGACUGGCCCGUGGCUCAGUUGGUAGGGCGUUGGGUCUAAAAACACUCGAUGGCCAAAGAACGCGGGUUCGAAGCUCAGGCGUGGCAACACCUGGACUCGAGUGAAACUGACUGAUGACGACUAAUAAGCCAGAAAGGGCCGUCUCGGUCUCCUUCGUCUUGGCUCGUUUCGAAAGAAAUAAUUAUAUGUUACUCGUGAACAACACAGUAGCUGUGACAGUUACGAAUGUAAAAUAAAUCAGGUUAAUCGCGGCAGCUUGCCCGCUGCACACAGAGGGGUGUGGAAAGAAAUAAUUUUGGAAAGGAGGCCUGAAAAUAGCACUCUGCCCGUCUACAUGUUGCUCCGUUAACCUUUUUCGACAAAAUAACACCUGAAGCCGACCUACUUAGACUGCCAAAUGAUAGUAGGUAUAAGCAUUCAGACAGAGGUGGUCCAAGAAAGGCGUAUUGGUUAACAGAGCAACUGUUUGAGGAUUAGUUUUGUCCGUUUCCGCCGGUAAAACCUCAACCAACGUGUAUGACUGAGAGCGCACAGUUGUACAUGUGUGCCAUCUGGCAGGGGGUAUCAUCUCAGUUCUGCAUAUAUUUGCCAGUUCAUUUCAGGUGACGUUGGCUUGACCGCAUAACGGCCUACUAAGUGCUUGUCCAACUGUGAUUUCUGACCAACCAGGACUGAGGCUGUUUGACCCUGAAUCUAUUUUGUGUCUGAGUAAAUAUCCAACGACGACAGACUGAUGGGGGGGGGGAGCAUGGCUGGAACUGCGACCCGAUAGUUUUGAAGCACCAGCGCCUUUACUUUGCCUGUAAGAACACCACCAUCUGUGCCUGCACGUAUGCUGCUUUGGCCUAGUUGGCUGGGGAAACACGGAAAGGCCUGAAACGGCUAACGGCUCGGUCCCUCCUGUCGCAAAGGGUUUAUCUCCCUUGGUUUUCCAAAGUGUCCUCUAUUCGCAAACCUUGCCGCCGGAUUCGGAGACAUCAAAGUCUAUGCCUGUAUGCCAGGAUGGCCUUUUUGUGCAGAAGUCAAGCAAUUUUACGGUUUACAGGCGUUUUCUGCCCACCCGCUUAUGCUACUGUUAACUCCACAAUUCAAGCAAGCUUGUAGUACCCGAACUUUACUGAGUUAUCCAGACGGCAUAUUUGUAUUCGCAUUUAAAAGCAGUGCAGAUCCUAAUUGCGUUCCUCUUUUUAACCUACUCAAGUGUCCACAAAGGCUCCAUCAAGGAUGUCUUCGACCCCAAAAACCCAAAGGCCUUCAAGCCAAAACUGCUGCAUUUCCGCCUGAACAAGAAAGUUAACCGAACGGAAAUGUAUGAGGUUCCGAUCAGCUGGAAAUCCCUAACCUCGAACGACGUCUUCAUUUAUGACGAGGGUACUAAGAUGACCCAGUGGAACGGGAGCAGAUGCGACGAGGAGGAACGACAGGCGGUAGGCAUUGACACAGCUUUUCAAUGAUGUGUUUUUGAUCGACUUGAGGCCCAAAGGGAUGGAUAGCAUCAACAAAUGUCAUUAUAGAGCGUUUCUUCACACUGGCCGUCGCACACUGUAAUUCAAAUGAUUUAACUGGGUUCAAAGUCAACAGCUAAUGCUAAAAGUUUACUUGUUAGCCGACCCAUUGGCUUCCCGAAGCUAACAAGCUUCGUAUGGGUGAUAGCUAUCAGGAACAGGCAACCACCUACCAGGUCGAGGUCGGCCAAACUAUGAUAUAUAUAUAUUUUUUUAAAGUUAUUAUACCGUACUCCCGACAUAGAUACUUGCUAAAAGCCCAGACACGUGUUUCGCCGAUAUUCUGCCGCUGCGUGACACAGCUGCGAGGGGUUCGGCUCUUCAGUGGGACCCCCAGCGUUCUCUAGCGGUUUCUGGUAUAUGAACUCCAGAGAAUAAUCAGGUGAAUAAUUUCAGAAAUUAAUCAGGUGCAGGACUUGGAGUUAAAUCUCCGGGACAUGACUUUUUAGGGUCAGAACCGAAAUUUCAAUGAACAUUUGAGUCGAAGACAAUCAGCUACUGUGGACUAACCACGUAAUGCCCAUUCUACAAACAAGUAGUGCUACGAGUAGAAAGAAAUUCAUAUGGUAAAGGUAUUAUACCGUACUCCCGACAUAGUACUGCAAGCCUGAGCCUGGAUAUGCAUAACAGAUGACGGCUGAUAAGACAGAAGUGGUCAUUACAAGCACUUGUCAGUAAUCUCCUAUCAAAAGUCACUGUGCGACCGCCUGCAGGGCUCAAGAUUGAGUCCCAUAGCACAGCGGGAAGAGUAUGCCCCACAACGCGAUCCGUGAGCGCACUCUAACGGAUACCCCCGAUACAACUUGUCAAGGGUUUGCUCUGAGAUGCUGAUGGACAUUUGAGCGAAAUCAAUCAAGGUCUGCAGAGUAACCACAUACGGUCAAUUUUAUGAGUUGAUAUUGCCAUCAGUAAUGUGAUUUUACGUGACAGUUGCUCCACCAUACCUUUAACAGGGGGUACCAUCAAAAGGCCCAGACGCAUAUUUCUCUGAUGAUUCUGCUAUUGUACGACGUAAUCAUGAAAAGCCUGCUUCUCAGUGUGGUUCCCCAGAGUUCUCUAUUUUGUUUGAAUACAUGGAUUCCAGAUAUGAAAACUGCAUUAAUAAUUCCGUCGGGGAGUCACUUAUGAGCUGGGCUCAUCGCAGCAGCAGCAGCAGCAGCAGCAGCAGCAGCAGCAGCAGCAGCAGCAGCAGCAGCAGCAGCAGCAGCAGCAGCAGCAGCAGCAGCAGCAGCAGCAGCAGCAGCAGCAGCAGCAGCAGCAGCAGCAGCAGCAGCAGCAGCAGCAGCAGCAGCAGCAGCAGAGGCACCGUCGAAACACAUGCGCGGGCUUUUCGCCAGCACUCUUGCUGGGAGUUUAG
Molecule: messenger RNA, 9432 nt
Organism: Spirometra erinaceieuropaei
Lineage: Eukaryota; Metazoa; Platyhelminthes; Cestoda; Diphyllobothriidea; Diphyllobothriidae
Source: the annotation of a GenBank genome assembly